Messenger RNA from Paramacrobiotus metropolitanus, 1251 nucleotides. RefSeq names its product probable U3 small nucleolar RNA-associated protein 11. Gene Ontology annotation, biological process: rRNA processing. NCBI's taxonomy places the organism in Eukaryota, Metazoa, Tardigrada, Eutardigrada, Parachela, Macrobiotidae. The record is from RefSeq and is a predicted model, not a curated record. The transcript has 7 exons. Gene Ontology annotation, cellular component: nucleolus; small-subunit processome. The coding region runs from base 277 to 978 and encodes 233 amino acids.
UUUGUGACAUAAAUUCUCCGGCCUUUUACUUGUUAGGUUCGUAACAGCCUCGCUUAAACCACGUGAGGUGACAGUUACCAUAAUUACUUUUCCACCUGUUUUGGUGAUGCGUCUUUCGUAGACUUCGGCAGUUCGGAACAGUUUUUGCUAAGGUGUCUGCAAUACUCUACAUGUAAAGUUGGUUUAGGUUUUUGGACUUUUAAAAAGGAAUCCUACGGGAGCCUGCUCCCUGCAUUCAGUAAAUGUGUCUGUAGAAGCUGCCGGUUCGAUUUAUAAAUGUCGUCUUGGACGAGAACGAGUAAGGCGCAGCAGCGCAUCCAUAAAGAACGCGCACAGCCGGAAUCUCGUCGGAAACUUGGAUUUUUGGAGAAGAAAAAAGACUACAAGAUCCGUGCGAUAGACCAUGAGAAGAAAGACAGAACCAUUAGAUCGCUUAGGCAGAAGGCUUUGGAUAAAAAUCCUGAUGAAUUUUAUUUUCACAUGCAUAAUUCGAAAUUAGUGGAUGGAAAACACAUUGAAAAGGAGAAGGAAGAGGAAGCCACAGAUGCCCAGAAGAUGCUGAUGAAAAGCCAGGAUCUGGCGUACGUCAGAUCGAAGCGGAUAUCCGAAAUGAAGAAAAUCGAGGCAUUGAAGGCGUCCUUAGCAGGAACAUUUAUCGGGGGCAACACAAAGCACACAUUUUUCGUCGAUUCGGAGGGCGAUAAAAAUGUUGUAAAAGAACGUUUGAGCAGGAGUCAUAUUGCAGAAGAAGCGGAUAAUUCUGUGGAGCUGACUGCUGAUCCUUUGAUUGGAAAAGAAAGAAAAAAACUGCUGAAAGAACUAAGAUUACGGGUGGACCGAGAAAAAGAGCUACGAACGACCGAAGAGAAACUUCAAACUCGGAGGAAUUUACUGGAAAAGCGAAAACCGGUAAAAAUUAAGGAAGGCACAAAAGAUAGCCCAGCUGUGUACAAAUGGACAUUUCAACGCAAACGAUGAAGUUCACACGCGAAGCUAUCCCAUGGAUAGAAGAAAUGUCUUUUAGCCAAUCCACACUGCGAUUCUAUCUCUUUCUCCUAAUGGGAAAAUUAAAAUUGAUUUAAACCAAAGCGUAGCGUUAAUUUAUAGAACUGCUAAAUUGUUCGUGCUUACCAUCUGGGUUUAGCUCGGGCACCCAUAAAGCCAUAUUUCUUUCGUUCUCUUAUUCGUCUGUCAUGAGUAAGAAGUCCAGCUGCAACAAGAAGAUUUCAACUUUGGAAAUUAAUUCUUUAG